CGAAUCGAAUUCAAUCAAUCGUUCUCCGGACCAGCUUUUCUCUUCGCCCUCUUCUUCUGAAAACCACAAACUUGCAUCCAGUUUCGGCAGCAAGUUAUUAGUCACUCAAGCAAGAAGCCGUCCUUGGAGGUGGUGUCAUCAUUGCCGUCCCUCUCUCGUGCCCCCCCCCCCUCUUGUUCUCUCCCUUGGACUUGCGUACUCUGGUCUCUCUGUCUCUUAUAAGUCUUGCGGUUGCGGACACAGUAAGCACUUCCCAGUACUAGUACUGUAGCCACGAUACGAUCCAAUCCAAUCCAAGGAGUCAAGAGGAAGAAGAAGUACGAUUAGUUAACACCAGUACACACCAAUUAGCACCUAAAUCAUCAUGGACGUCGUCUCUUCUCCCUUGAAACAACAACAGCAGGGGGUUUGCUGCAAAGGUGGUGGAGAAGACAGCGACUAUGAAGACGAGCAGAUCCGCCGCUUGGAGCAAGGGUCGGGUCAGAAUUACUUUGGAUCCCAAUCGUUGCUCUCGCAGGAAAUGCAGUAUCAAGGUGGUGGAUUAUCACAGGACACGAUCGGCAAUUUGUCGCAAGUGAGCGUGAAUUCGUCCGAGAAUUUUGACUCGCAGCAAUUGGUGCAACAGUACGGACUGCUGUCGCAAGGAGAUCGGCCCGCUUCGCAGGGUGGAUUUGGGACACUUUUGGAUGCGGUUUCCAUGUUUCAAAGUCAGGAAGAAGAACAGGAGCAACAGGAGAAACGAGCCAAAAUUAAAAAGGAAAAAGAAGAAGAACAAGCAAAGAACGCUCCUGUGAUUGUAGACAACAGUACUACUACUACAAAUAAUUUGGAAACCACAAACAGUCAAGACUCGGUCGAGACGACGACAACCACCACUGCCAUCAAAACACGUGCUCCCAGUAAAAGGCCCACCAGAAAGCCAACGUUACCGUUGAAGAGGAACUCGGGAAACAGUAGCAACAUCAAAAAGACCACUCCGGCGGCGGAAGUGCCUCCUCGAAAGCGCAAACGCAAAGACGAAGACGAACAAGCCAAACUGCAAGAACAGGCCAACCGAGCUGCUGAUUUGGCACAGAGGACCAUCAAUGACCCGGAACUGGCCAAGCGACUCUUGCUCUCCAUGGCGCUGACACGAGAGAAUCCUAGGUCGGCUCCAGAGACAUUGCCAGGUCCAGGACAUGUCUUGCCAGAAGGAUUCUUUUGGGCACAUUAUCCUCCACUGGAAAAGGUGUUGAAGGACAACAUGGCGGAAUAUUAUGAAUUGUCCAUUACCAAAUGUCAAUCGGCACAACAGCAGUCGUUCAACAACACGCUCGUGUUACUGGUUCGUAACGAGUCCGAUCGUCUGAAGUGGGAGUACGCGUCUUGUUUUACCGACAAGAUUUUGCGCGAUCGCAUUCGAUGCUACUACAAAACACACAUUCAAAAUGCCAAAAAGAGGCUACGAACCAUGAUCAAGAAUCCCACCAAAAAGGCCAACGCCCGCCAUCUCUGUUCCCAUUUGGACAUGAUCGAACAGAAUGUACAUACCCAUGCUGCGGAUGAUGUCGCGGUUCCCGAGACGGACGCCACCGUGCCUGCGACGACGACCACGACGAUUCCGACUCCGACGGGAACAACGGCAGCAGUAGCAGCGACAACAACCUCGACGACGGUGGACCCGGCCACCAACACUGUCAUCACCCACAAAGAUUGGGGGUCCUCCUUUGCGGGUGAUAUUGCCAAGGCGGCGGGUGCCAUUGCGAAACCGCCACCGCUGGAGGAGCGUGUCGCUGUUUCGGUAGUCGCCAUGACGGCCAAGAGUCUUGGCCACGAAGAAACCGGAAAAGUGCUGCCUGCGGCCCCGAAUGAGGCCGAGAAGCGUCCCACAGAGCUCAAAGCAUUCCCUAACCGUGGGAGGCAUUCCAAAGAUAUUCCCUUGCCACCGUUGGAGACGAAAGUCAAGCAAGAACCAGAAACUAGCGAUAGCGCGAUGCCCCCAAUGCCCCCUCUGGAGCAGACGGUCACGCCGGCAAAAGAAGCACCACCAACACCAGGAAAGAGCGGCGAAGCGGUGGUUGCCAGUCCGCCCAAAUCCACAAAUGACAACACCUGUGCGGUAAUGACUCCAUCGGCAAACGAGAAGGCAGGGCUGCAGAAGCUGUUGCAGCCCUCUCCAGUACCAUCCAAAUCCGUUCCAGUCAGCGUCUCUAUGGAUUCCCCCGCUGUGUCUCACAGGGAUUCUCAAGAGGAUGAUGACUACGUAACGGUCUGAAUUGGGAUUGUGGCAAGCAGUCUGAGUGAUUGGGAUUGUGGCUCAUUAUUUAGCUAGAGUAAUUAGGGUUGAAUAGACUAAUACAACCAUGGUCAAG
This is a messenger RNA of Seminavis robusta, 2351 nucleotides long. The record is from the annotation of a GenBank genome assembly. Lineage: Eukaryota; Bacillariophyta; Bacillariophyceae; Naviculales; Naviculaceae.